UCUCAUCAAUCGUUGUUUGUCGAUUAAGAUUAUUUCAUUUAUUAUUCUUGCAUCGUAUUUUAAUCAUCUUCACCAAAUGAACAAACAACUUCAUGAAACAAUAUCAUUCAUCAUCCGAUUUGAUCAAAAAACGAUUAAAUCAAUUUGAAAAAGCCGAAAUGUCUUCGACAACAAAGAUUGGUAAUGGAAUUUCCGUGAAUGGACGAUUGAAAAAACAGGAUACAUUUCAAUCAAAUAGUUCGACAACAAUCAAUUUAUCAAAAUUUGAUUCAAGUUAUCAUUCAUCGUUUCAAUGUCGAAUUUAUGAUAAAUCGAAUGCUCGAACAUCAAAAUUGUUUAGAAUAUUAACAGUAUUGGCAUAUAUUAUUGCAGUUAGUAUGGCUGCUAUUCUUUUGUCACUUUAUUAUACAUUUAUCUGGAAUCCAUAUCAUCAUCAUCAUCAUCAUCAUGGUAAUGGCAAAGAGGUAACUCUCAUCGAUAAACAACAUCACCAAUCAGCUACUAUGAAUAAUAAUAUUCUUGCCAUUCAAUCAUCAACAUUCAAGUCAUCAAAUCAAACACAUCAAUUCAUUUUUGAACAUAAUAACAAAACUGUUCCGGAUAUUAAUUCCGACAAAUCAAGACCAAUAGCCAUUGCAUCGUUAAUGAUGGCCAAUCAAACUGAAAAUGUUGGACAGUAAUUGGAAAAAAUAAUUUUUUUAUUUAAUCAUUAUUUUUUAUUUAUUUAUUACAAAUU
Dermatophagoides pteronyssinus (European house dust mite) is the source of this 736-nucleotide messenger RNA. RefSeq lists its product as uncharacterized. Lineage: Eukaryota; Metazoa; Arthropoda; Arachnida; Sarcoptiformes; Pyroglyphidae. The record is from RefSeq and is a predicted model, not a curated record.